Molecule: messenger RNA, 1378 nt
Organism: Arvicola amphibius (Eurasian water vole)
Lineage: Eukaryota; Metazoa; Chordata; Mammalia; Rodentia; Cricetidae
Gene: Camlg
Product: calcium modulating ligand
Exons: 4
Coding region: 88-972 (294 amino acids)
Biological process (GO): tail-anchored membrane protein insertion into ER membrane
Cellular component (GO): GET complex
Source: RefSeq, a predicted model, not a curated record
UACAGUGGGAGUGGGUCCGAACUCCGUGGCCCUUCCCUAAGUCCUACUGGCCUUUGGCGUCUCCGUGCCCCAUCCCGUGGAGAAAGCAUGGAGCCCGGGACCGUGUCCACAGACGGCGGGGACAGGCCAGCGGGCCCCUCGGGGAUGUCCGCUUCUCAGCGUCGAGCGGAGCUUCGGAGGAGAAAGCUGCUCAUGAACUCUGAGCAGCGCAUCAACCGCAUCAUGGGCUUUCACAGGCCCGGGAGCGGCGCGGAAGAAGAAAAUCAAACAAAAUCAAAGUCCCAGGACAGUGACAAAGUGAACUCCCUCAGUGUUCCUUCAGUUUCAAAGAGGGUAGUGCUUGGCGAUUCAGUCAGUGGCGGAACGACUGACCAGCCCAGUGGUGUGGCAGAUGUUAAGGGUACCCAUCUGGGAGACAAACUGGACUCAUUCAUUCAACCACCAGAGUGCAGUAGUAACGAUGGCGUGGAGCUCCGCCAGCGGAGCAGAGGUGACCCCACGGCAGGCACAGCCCAGAGGGCUUCUCACCACGGCCUCGAACAGUACCUUUCCAGGUUUGAGGAAGCCAUGAAACUGCGCAAACAGCUCAUCAGUGAGAAGCCCAGCCAGGAGGACGGAAGCGCUGCAGAGGAAUUUGACUCUUUUCGAAUAUUCAGAUUGGUGGGGUGUGCUCUUCUUGCUCUUGGUGUCAGAGCUUUCGUUUGCAAAUAUUUGUCUAUAUUCGCUCCAUUUCUUACUUUGCAACUUGCGUACAUGGGACUAUACAAAUAUUUUCCCAAGGGUGAGAAGAAGGCCAAGACCACUGUGCUGACAGCUGCACUCCUGCUGUCUGGCGUUCCUGCUGAGGUGAUUAGUCGCUCCAUGGAGACCUAUAGCAAGAUGGCCGAGGUUUUCACGGAUCUCUGUGUCUACUUUUUCACUUUCAUUUUUUGUCAUGAACUGCUUGAUUAUUGGGGUUCUGAAGUACCCUGAAACUUAAAGAACUCAGAAGUUUACAAGUGAAAACAAUUUCCCUUCUACAUUGCACUCACUGUCUCUAAUGGGGACAAAUUGGUUUAUACCUUUAUGAAAUUCUUUUUCUUUACUGAAGACCAGUUGAUUAGUUUCCCUGGUUUAAAAGGGUUGAGUUUGUAUCAGCAAAGGUAUGAGUAACUAAAUAGGUUAACAAUGUUAAUGGUUUUUCAUGUUUAAUUAGAAACCCAGUCUUCUCUCUUUCCCCUGACUUCUGAGGUUUGUAGUCCCUCUGUGGGACCCGGCUAGUACUUAUAGGGGAGUAGAUGAGCGUGGUGUCAGCGUGCCUAGAGGACUGUGACGUGUAUCUGUGUUAUCCUAUCCCGAGAAAUGAAAGCAUCCUAAAAAUAAAGCAAAUGGAACUGAA